Oncorhynchus kisutch (coho salmon) is the source of this 3563-nucleotide messenger RNA. RefSeq names its product zinc finger protein 850-like. The transcript is spliced from 5 exons. The record is from RefSeq and is a predicted model, not a curated record. The coding region runs from base 494 to 3211 and encodes 905 amino acids. Lineage: Eukaryota; Metazoa; Chordata; Actinopteri; Salmoniformes; Salmonidae. Gene Ontology annotation, biological process: regulation of transcription by RNA polymerase II. Gene Ontology annotation, molecular function: DNA-binding transcription factor activity, RNA polymerase II-specific; RNA polymerase II cis-regulatory region sequence-specific DNA binding.
GAAGCGGAAUUAGUAUACAUCCACUGACUACUGUGGAGGUUGCAUUGUUGUAAAUGCUUCAUGGCCCCUGCAGAUUUUGGAUUAAACAUACAUCAGGUUUUACUGGUUCCCUGCACGGAUAGCGCUGCUGUAAUCAGUCUGCUAUUUUAUAGGCUACACUUACUGGGCCUUAGUUUUAAUUGUCUAUCUGGACUCUUGAAGAGGACGUUGUUCUAACAGACUCUCGGGUUGAGUUAGACGAUACACAGACAUAAGGAUUGUUGGUGAAUAGGGUGUUGAACGUUUUCUUGACUCUAAUAGAACCAGUAAAAUCUUAUCCAGGAUCUUUCUGAAGUAAGAUUACUUUAGAUUAAUCGAGUUUUGAUAUUUAAAAGGACGUUUGAUUGCUUUGGUCUAGCUGUGGCAAACAAAGUAACUGUAGUGUAAACUAGCUACAUAUUUACUGUCACGUUUUUAUAUUUGAAGAAACGCUGAAGAAAGAAUAGCUUCCACGAUGAAUCGGGACAGAGCUAGCCCACAUACCUCCACCCUGCCAGAGUCCCCGGGUUGCAACUCUCCCGGUAGCGCCUUACUGCAGGGUCUGAAGAGGGUGUCUUCAUUGCUGAUCGACUGCAGGAAAACACCAGGGCAGAGUGGAUCUUCGAGUGGUGGACACGAGGAAAAUGGAGAUUUGAUUUCAUCAAGGGACACACCUAAACGUGGUUAUCUCGGUGGGAGGGGCUUAUCUGCUCACCUUCAACCACAUGUUGCUGACGAGGCAGAGAAGUGUCUCUCCAGAUCAGAACACUUCAAGAAACACCAGCAGAGAUGUAUAGGGAAGAAACCUCAACAUUGCUGCUCUGACUGUGGGAAGAAUUUCACUAGCCGGAGUUGCUUCAUUAUUCACCAGCGGAUUCACACCGGCGAGAGACCGUACUUCUGCUCUCAGUGUGGGAAGAGGCACAUCUCUGCAGGGCGUCUUAAAGAACACCAAAGAAUCCAUACAGGAGAGAAACCUUACAGAUGCUCACAGUGUGGGAAGAGUUUUGCUCUAUCUGGCACCUUAAAAACUCAUCUGAGAAUCCAUACAGGAGAGAAACCCUACUGCUGCUCUCAGUGUGGGAGGAGUUUUGCUGUAUCUACCGCCUUAAAAUCUCAUCUGAGAGUCCAUACAGGAGAGAAACCGUACUGCUGCUCUCAGUGUGGGAAGGGUUUUGCUGUAUCUAGUGCCUUAAAAUCGCAUUUGAUAAUUCAUACUGGCGAGAGGCCUUACCCCUGCCUUCGUUGUGGGAAAAGCUUUGUUAGUGCAGGAAACCUAACUGUACACAAGCGAAUACACACUGGAGAGAGGCCUUAUAGCUGUGAUCAGUGUGGAAAGAGCUUUGCUCUAGCUUCCGUUCUGACUUCACACCGGCGCAUACACACUGGAAAGAAACCUUAUAGCUGUGAACAGUGUGGGAAGAGCUUUGCCGUAGCUUCCUCCCUGAGUAGACACCAGCGAACACACACUGGAGAGAAACCUUAUGUUUGUCUUUGUGGAAAGAGCUUUGCUCAGUUAGGGACAAUGACAAGUCACCAGAAAACAAAAACGUGCCGUAUUUCAUCUCCAUCCUAUACGGCACCGGUUGACAGAGCUAGUCCGUCCUCCUCCACCCUGCCAGAGUCCCCUGGUCACAACUCUCCUGGUAGCUCCUUACUGCUGGGUCUGAAGAGGGUGUUUGUGCGGCUGGUCGACUGCAGGAAAACACCAGGGCAGAGUGGAACUGUGAGAGAAGGACACGAGGAGGGAGAUUUGAUUUCAUCAAGGGACUCUCCUCCUCUCAGUGGGAGGGACUUAUCAUCUGGGGAGCUUCAACUACAACAUGUUGCUGACGAGGCAGAGAAGAGUGUCUCCCAAUCAGAACACCUCAAACACCAGCACAGACAUACAGGGAAGAAAUCUCACCACAGCUGCUCUGACUGUGGGAAGAGUUUCACUACACGGAGGUCCUUCAUAAUUCACCUGCGUAUUCACACCGGAGAGAAGCCUUAUCACUGUUAUCAGUGUGGAAAGAGCUUCAAUCAGUCAGGCAACCUGACAACACACCAGGUAACACACACUGGAGAGAAGCCUUAUAGCUGUGAUCAGUGUGGGAAGAGCUUUGCUCGGUCUGGACAGCUGACUACACACCGGGUAACACACACUGGAGAGAAGCCUUAUAGCUGUGUUCAGUGUGGAAAGAGCUUUAAUCAGGCAGGCAACCUGACAGCACACCAGCUAACACAUACUGGAGAGAAGCCUUACAGCUGUGAUCAGUGUGGGAAGAGCUUCAAUCACUCAGGCAACCUGACAGCACACCAGGUAACACACACUGGAGAGAAGGCUUAUAGCUGUGAUCAAUGUGGGAAGAGGUUUGCUCACGCUUCCAACCUAACUAGACACCAGGUAACACACACAGAAGAGAAGCCUUACAGCUGUGAUCAAUGUGGGAAGAGGUUUGCUCAAGCUUCCAACCUAACUAGACAUCAGGUAACACACACAGAAGAAAAGCCUUACAGCUGUGAUCAAUGUGGGAAGAGGUUUGCUACAUAUUACACAUUCAAAUAUCAUCUGAGAAUUCAUACAGGGGAGAAGCCUUACCCCUGCCUUGAUUGUGGGAAAAACUUUGCGAGUGCAGGAUCCCUAACCAUACACCAGAGUGUACACACUGGAGAGAAGCCUUAUAGCUGUCAUCAGUGUGGGAAGAGCUUUGCUGUAGCUAACACCCUGAUUAUACACCAGCGCAUACACACUGGAGAGAAGCCUUAUAGCUGUAAUCUGUGUGGAAAGAGCUUUGCUGUGGUUUCCACCUUGAAUAAACAUCAGCGCAUACACACUGGAGAGAAGCCAUAUAGCUGUGAUCAGUGUGGGAAGAGCUUUGCUCUAUCAGAUAAACUAACUAUACACCAGCGAACACACACAGGAGAGAGGCCUUAUAGCUGUGAUCAGUGUGGAAAGAGCUUUGCUCGAGCUUCCACCCUGAAUUCACACCAGCGAACACACACUGGAGAGAAGCCUUAUAGCUGUGAUCAGUGUGGAAAGAGCUUUGCUGAGUUAGGGACCCUGAAUUCACACCAGCGAACACACACUGGAGAGAAACCCUAUGUCUGUCUAUGUGGAAAGAGUUUUUCUCUUUUAGGGCAAAUAAAAAAACACCAGAAAUCAAAAACGUGCCAUAUUUCAUCUCCAUCCUAUACCCGACAGUGGUUAUAGAUCCCUAAAUGAAAGGCUCUAUAGAAAACAUAUCCAUCUCCCAUUCUUAAACAGUUGACUUAGUCUGAUCACCAUGGUAACCUCUGUGCAGCAUAAUAUGCAGCUCUGAUCUAGGAUCAGGUCUCCCCUGUGUCUAUGUAAUAUCACACAUUGGGAUCUAAAUGGAUAAAUGUUAUCAUAGAAAAUGUCAUAUUGUGUGUGGGGGGGGGGGGGGGGUGAUGUUGAUAAUUGUAUCGUCUUUCAUAUACUCAUGAUACUAUUAUUAAAUCUCAUUAUGUAUAAUGUUUCAACAAUAGGUGUAUAUUCAUGUAUUCAAUUAAUCAAUAAAUUCAAUCCAAUAUCUUAUAAACAA